CUGCGUGCUGCGGGGCGGGGGCGGACGGGCUCGAGGGAAGCGUUGGCUGAGGACGCGGACGAUAACGCCCAUCUGCCUCAUCCGGCUGGGCUGAGAAUUUUAGUCUCGCGGACAAAGGAUGGAAAAGCUUUGGGCUGAAGCGCAGGAUGUUCUGGAUGCGUUGACUUCAAUAAACAAACUCCCCCCACCCACCCCGCCGCAACGUAAAGCUUCGGGCCCCGAAGAACCACGAACGGCCCGACGAGGGCGAGGGAGGGGCUAAAUCAGUUCGUCUCAUUUAUUUCCAAGCAGCUGCUUAAGUAGCUAGAAUCAACAAUGGGGUGCAUUAAAAGUAAGGAAGACAAAGGUCCAACUAUGAAAUAUGGAACUGAAAGCAGUCCAGAGCCUAUUAGUAUAAAUGUCAGUCAUUUUGGAUCAGAACUUACCCCAGUGUGCCAGCCUUCUUCAUUAAAGGGAUCAACUGUUAAUUUUACCAGUCAUUCCAUGGCACCAUUUGGAGGUUCAGCUGGGAUGACACCUUUUGGAGGUGCUACUUCUGCCUUUUCAUCUAUGCCAAGUUCACAUUCUACUGGUCUAACAGGUGGUGUUACUAUAUUUGUGGCCUUAUAUGAUUAUGAAGCUAGAACUACAGAAGAUCUUUCUUUUAAGAAGGGCGAAAGAUUUCAAAUAAUUAACAAUACGGAAGGAGACUGGUGGGAAGCAAGAUCCAUAGCUACAGGAAAAACUGGAUAUAUCCCUAGCAAUUAUGUCGCUCCUGCUGACUCUAUUCAGGCCGAAGAAUGGUAUUUUGGCAAAAUGGGCAGAAAAGAUGCUGAGAGACUACUUCUAAAUCCUGGGAACCAGCGAGGUAUCUUCUUAGUAAGAGAAAGUGAAACCACCAAAGGUGCUUUUUCCCUUUCUAUUCGUGAUUGGGAUGAGAUAAGGGGUGACAAUGUGAAACACUACAAAAUUAGGAAACUUGACAAUGGUGGAUACUAUAUCACAACCAGAGCACAAUUUGAUACUUUGCAGAAACUAGUCAAACACUACACAGAACAUGCUGAUGGCUUGUGCCAUAAGUUAACAACUGUGUGUCCAACUGUGAAACCUCAAACACAAGGUUUAGCCAAAGAUGCUUGGGAAAUUCCUCGAGAAUCUCUACGUCUAGAAGUUAAGCUGGGGCAAGGAUGUUUUGGUGAAGUAUGGAUGGGAACAUGGAAUGGAACCACAAAAGUAGCAAUCAAAACACUAAAGCCUGGUACAAUGAUGCCGGAAGCUUUUCUUCAGGAAGCUCAGAUCAUGAAGAAAUUAAGACAUGAUAAACUUGUUCCACUAUAUGCUGUUGUUUCUGAGGAACCAAUUUAUAUUGUCACUGAAUUUAUGUCAAAAGGAAGCUUAUUAGAUUUCCUUAAGGAAGGAGAUGGAAAGUAUUUGAAGCUGCCACAGCUGGUUGAUAUGGCUGCACAGAUUGCUGAUGGCAUGGCAUAUAUUGAAAGAAUGAACUACAUCCACCGAGAUCUUCGAGCAGCAAACAUCCUUGUAGGAGAUAAUCUUGUUUGUAAAAUAGCAGAUUUUGGAUUAGCAAGGCUAAUUGAAGACAAUGAAUACACUGCAAGGCAAGGUGAUAUUUUAUUCAUUUUAGGUGCCAAAUUUCCAAUCAAGUGGACAGCUCCUGAGGCUGCAUUAUAUGGCCGUUUCACAAUUAAAUCUGAUGUUUGGUCAUUUGGAAUUCUGCAGACAGAGCUUGUAACAAAGGGUAGAGUGCCAUACCCAGGGAUGGUAAAUCGUGAAGUCCUGGAACAGGUAGAACGGGGUUAUAGAAUGCCUUGUCCUCAAGGUUGUCCAGAAUCUCUCCAUGAGCUGAUGAACCUUUGUUGGAAGAAAGACCCUGAUGAAAGACCAACUUUUGAAUAUAUUCAAUCCUUCUUAGAAGACUACUUUACUGCUACAGAACCACAGUACCAGCCAGGUGACAAUUUGUAAGUCACAAGCCUACACUAUAUGCACAAAUUUGCCAAAAUGUAAAGAACUUGUGUAGAGUUCCUCACUUAUGUAAAGGAAUCUAAAGAAGAAAAUCUGCACUCUGCAUGCUUCUCAUGGCAAACUGGAAUUCCAGACGGUUGCACAAAACCACUUUUCAAGUGUUAAACUCUAAAGAACCAAUGAUGCAAUUUUCCAAUUUAUUUCAGGGUCCAAAGGAAGUUUAACUAAGAUACUAAUGAAUGUUGGCAUGAUAAUGAAUAGCAACAAGGCUACUAUUUGUAAAACCCUUCCUUUCUUUAGUUCCCACAAACUCAAAAAUUUCGACAUUAGGGGAAAACUGUUUAGCAAAUAUGUAUAAACCUGGGAGAUAAAACACUAAUGCAAAAUGACAGUAUAGUAUAAUUUUAAACCAAGGAACUUUUUGGUAUGGGACCAAACACUUCCAUUCCAGCUCUAUACAAUUUUAUCCAUUCAUAAUUUUAAGAAAAUUUAACAUUUUUGAUAGAUAAACCCACAACAUUGAGUUAAUUUUUCUUUCGCUUGUGAUAAUCCAGGUUUUGGAGAUAAGAAAAAUUAAUCCGAACAGUGUAUAAUUUGAUUAAAUGUUAGGUGUCAGGCAAUGGAAUUGGAAAGCAUAAUGCACUGUUAAUGUUAAUACUUAUUUUCAUGUAACUGGAAAAGAGCAUGAGAGAUUUUUUUUCCUUUUAAUUAUGUUUUGAUUAGCUCAAAUUAGAAUAAAGAGAUAUCUAGGAAAUGUGCUCAUAUUUAAUAGGGUUUAUGAUGAUGAAAGUUGACAAUUUGUGACUUGAAACCAUACCCUACAAUCUGAGGGGAGAGUUAUUAAUCUUUAGUUGGUAAGAAGGGGGAAAAAAGCCAAUCUUUAGACAGUGCAUUUUUUUUUUUAAUGAAUUUGGUACUGUGAGAUAUAACUAUGUACUCAUGGUGAUGGGUGCCACAAAUGUAAAGUGUCACUAGUUCAGGGAUUUGAAUGAUUGCACUUUUGCUUUUCUUGAAUAUAACGUUUAACAGACAGAGGAAGAAGAUGUAUUUAAGAGAAAAAUGGGAAAAGAGAACUUGAAAAAUGUUUAGGUAGAGGGACAGAGUUGUUUAAUGUUGGUCUAAUAUAGUGACAACAUGGAUUUUCUGGCAUUCAAAACAUCCCACACUGUAACUAUUUUCUGUGAUUUCAGAGAUAGGUAAUGUGACUAAGGUAAUGAGGCUUUAUGGCUUUAUUUUUUAAAAAUAUAAAUCCAACUCUGUGUUGUUCCCUUCAAACUAGUUAACACAGAAGGCUAUAUAUACCCUUGAUUCCAACAACGCUGUCAUUGCCCAAAUCAUUUUUGGAACCCUUUAUCUGGAAUUGCCUUCAAAACUUGUGUUCUUUAGAAUGUUUCCAGUGGUGAUAGAUCUUGGUCAUUUGUUAGAUGCAUUUGUUUUUUGGAAAUGGCCCAAAGUUCAGACUUAAGUAUGGUGAAUGUGGCAGGUGAUCAAGUUGGAUAACUCUUUAAACCUAACCCCUAGUUAGGUGAGGGUGAGAGAGAGAGAGAGCGAGCGAGCGCAAAAGGGAAAGCUGGCUUUGAUGGUAAUUCCAUAAGAGGAGUUCCCCCUUGCAAUAAAUGUUGUUUUCAAAGGAUACAACUUUGAAGGACACCAUUUAUGUUUAAAAAGUAGCUUCUCUUUGCAGUCAUACCUUGUAUUAAGCAAUAACAUCAUGUCUCUACAGUUUGGGAAUGACAUUUAUGACUUUGUUACCUGAAUAAAUCAUGAAAAUUUAAAUUUAUGCUAUGGUAUCUGCUAACAUUCAAGCCAUUUUUUUAAAAAAGGUGAUUUUAAAAAAAACCAAUGCAAAUGGGCAAUAGAAUUCUGGUACUAAAAAUUAUAAUUUUUCAUGUUUACAUUACCUACUUAGUAUUGAAUCCCUCUACCAAAUAGAUCUAAGAAUAGUGCCAUCAUAUUAUUUUCCCUUGUCUUCUAUAAACCUGUGAUAUCAGAUUUUUAAAGGGCUUUAUGUAAACUAUGAAAUUGUAAUUUUUCUAAGCAUUUAGAAAGGGUAACACAAUUAUAUGUUUAUGUACUAAUGUUGUUAAAGAAAAAAACAGCCAGAAAAUGAUGCUGGUAUUCAUUAGGUUUUAACUGAAUGGAACAGUUCCUUGUAAUAACAUUUGUAUAGUAAGGAAAUUAAAAACUAACUUAACAUGUAUUCAUUUAAAAUUGUUAUGUAUUUUUAAACCUGUUGAGAAAAUCAACUUUCUACAUUAAAGAUUUUUUCCAACAACUUUUCAUCUCUAAAAUAUCAAUGUGGAACUUACCCUAUCGAAAAUGAAAGUUGGCAGAAAAAAAAACAACCUCUAGCACAAACACUUUUUAAAACUGAAUAAUGGUAGCCUAAAACUUAAUAUUUUUAUAAAAUAUUGUAAUAUUGACUUGUUUUGUGGAUACACUUGAAAAUAAAAGUUCUCCUUGAAUGCA
Messenger RNA from Dromiciops gliroides (monito del monte), 4431 nucleotides. RefSeq names its product YES proto-oncogene 1, Src family tyrosine kinase (gene YES1). NCBI's taxonomy places the organism in Eukaryota, Metazoa, Chordata, Mammalia, Microbiotheria, Microbiotheriidae. Gene Ontology annotation, molecular function: signaling receptor binding; ATP binding; non-membrane spanning protein tyrosine kinase activity. Gene Ontology annotation, cellular component: extrinsic component of cytoplasmic side of plasma membrane. The transcript is spliced from 12 exons. The record is from RefSeq and is a predicted model, not a curated record. The coding region runs from base 316 to 1962 and encodes 548 amino acids. Gene Ontology annotation, biological process: protein phosphorylation; cell differentiation; cell surface receptor protein tyrosine kinase signaling pathway.